Molecule: messenger RNA, 922 nt
Organism: Andrographis paniculata
Lineage: Eukaryota; Viridiplantae; Streptophyta; Magnoliopsida; Lamiales; Acanthaceae
Exons: 3
Coding region: 125-574 (149 amino acids)
Cellular component (GO): cytoplasm
Source: RefSeq, a predicted model, not a curated record
AUUAUACCCUUCAGCCCCUUCUCCAAGAAAAUGAAGAAAUGUAUCCGCCAUUGAAAAACCUUCUUGAAUCCUAACACACCGAUAAAUCCCUAAAACCCUAAACUUGAAGGGAAAUUUCAUAGCAAUGGAUCACAUAGCAGCAGCAGAAGAGAGGCUGGUGAAUGAGCGUAUGAGGCAGAAGCUCAACGAGGUCAAUGCCGCUGCUCAGUCGCAUCUCGCCGGUGUACAAGACCACAUCAAUUUUACCCUCCAGAAAGCUUACUUCAAGUGUGCGUACGAGUGCUUCGACAGGAGUAAGAAGCAGGACGAGAUAAACAAUUGUGUGGAGUACUGCAGCGCUCCUGUUCUCAAUGCUCAGAACUUCGUCGAAAACGAGAUGGCAAACUUUCAAGAAAAAUUGAACAGAUCUUUGAAGGUAUGUCAAGACAGAUAUGAGUCAGCGAAGCUCCAGCCCAACAGCAACAAUGCCAUGAAAGGCUUGGAAUCAUGUGUCGACUCGUCUAUUGAUGACAGCAUCAAACUGCUUCCACACCUAGCUCGAAAAUUGAAGGAAUAUCUUGCAGUUACGGAUUAGCAACAACUUUACCAUUUUAUAAAGCCGGUAAUCGACCCUUUGUGAGGUAAAUCAACUUGCUGUGAGAUGAAGCGAUACUCGAAUGAAUCAACUUAUACACAUUUGUAUUUCCCAGGAACCUGAAGUUAUUCGAUAAAAAAAAGUGCAGUAGACAAUAACACAAUUUUCAUUGUAACUAGAAAUCAACAGGGGAGCUUUUGCCGAGAUAUUUAUUCGAGUUAGGCAAUUAUCGCUUGUAUCAAGUGCAACUUUUUCAUGCAUAGACAACCUCGGACUAACGGGGCAAUAUCAAAAAACACAUACCACUAUGUAAUACUUGCUAUAGAAUGAAAUUAUUCAAAUACCAGA